AAGUCUAGCCAAAAGGCCCAAAACCAAAAACUGGUAAACGUGAUAACCGAUAUAAUAAAUCAUCCAAUCAUCCAAUUUCUUCUCAGCUCUAAUAAAAAUAGAAGAAGCAGUAAAAGUAAAACAAGUACAAAUUACCAACACCGAAUCAAUUCUCAGAUCUCAAAAUAUAAAAAGAUACAUUUAUUUUUAGAACCAUAUGUUGUUGUUGAUGCAGAUGGUUCAGUUGUGAGGAGGUGUUGCUAAAAACAGAAAUUAGAGAAGUCGAAAAUCAUUGAUAGAAAGAAUUGAAAGAAGAAGAAAAGAAAAGAGUGAAAGAAAGAAAGAAAGAAAGAAGGGUAAUGGCAAUGGGAAGUAUAAGCGCGGAAGAUCUGUCAACAAUCGGAGGAAUCGCGACGGUAUCGCUUCUUCAUUCCUUCAUUCCCACCCACUGGCUCCCUUUCUCCAUCGUCGGCCGCGCCCAGAAAUGGACCCUUUCCCGCACUCUCCUCGUCACUGCAUUUGGAGCAGUUUUGCAUGUGGUAUCCACGUCACUUCUUGGUAUAACAGCAAUCACCAUGGCAAAUACUAUUGCUGGUGAAGAAACAGUGCAUAAGCUAGCUUCACUUUUGCUUGUAAUUCUUGGUGGUAGUUAUGUCUUGCUGUUUCUGUCUGGAAAGGGUGGUCACAGUCAUUCUCAUAACCAACCCAUGGAGAAAAUGGCUGUUGCUGGUCUUGUACUUGUUCCUGCAUUGUCACCCUGUGCAACCACACUUCCUGUAUUUCUUGCUGUUGGAAAUUCAUCUUCAAUGAUGGUGCUUGCUAUCAUUGUGCUGCUAUUCAGCACCAUAACUGUGAUGACCUCGCUUGUGGCUCUAUCAUUUUAUGGUGCCAGUCAGCUCAAAUUUCACUGGGUGGAGCGGUAUGACAAACUUCUUGUGGGUUCUGUGCUAUGUUUGGUAGGAAUUUUGACACUUAUAUUUCAUGAUCAUGAUCAUGGACAUGGACAUGGACAUGGAGUUGAAGGUAUUACUGGAGAGAAGCUGCAUAGGAAACUCAUUGUUCUAUGAAGAUUUUGAUUCCUCCUGUGUACUCUGGGAAAAGUUCACGGAAUGUCUUCAUCUGGAUCAAGUAGAAAUGGAUGUAAACUAUGUUCCAUACUGACAUAUAUAAGUAUUGUAAUUGUUUUGCUCAAUUUGAUUGUUCUAAUCAUAUGAUAAUCCUUGUGUAA
Messenger RNA from Quercus robur (English oak), 1207 nucleotides. RefSeq lists its product as uncharacterized. Bases 339 to 1046 code for a protein of 235 amino acids. NCBI's taxonomy places the organism in Eukaryota, Viridiplantae, Streptophyta, Magnoliopsida, Fagales, Fagaceae. The transcript has 3 exons. The record is from RefSeq and is a predicted model, not a curated record.